This is a messenger RNA of Aspergillus mulundensis, 1518 nucleotides long. Its product is annotated as FAD-binding oxidoreductase. The transcript is spliced from 5 exons. Gene Ontology annotation, molecular function: FAD binding. The record is from RefSeq and is a predicted model, not a curated record. NCBI's taxonomy places the organism in Eukaryota, Fungi, Ascomycota, Eurotiomycetes, Eurotiales, Aspergillaceae. The coding region runs from base 1 to 1518 and encodes 505 amino acids.
AUGAGGUUCACACCAGCUGCGGCGGCGACGCUGCUCGCCCUCGCGCCCGAGUACACCCUCGCAGAGACCUCCGCUUCAUCCUCUGCCGACCAAUGCUGUGCCGCCCUCUCCAGCAGCGCAAUCGGCGACAAAGUCAUCUACCCCGGCGACGCGGCCUACCACACCUCCGUCACCUCGUACUGGGCCGUGAACGUGCAGCUCGAGCCAAAUUGCAUCGUGCAGCCUCACUCUGCUGACGAUGUCUCGGCCGCCGUCCAGACUCUUACGACUGCUGGUGGUGAGAACCCAUGCAAGUUCGCUGUCCGCAGCGGAGGCCAUAUGACCUGGGCGGGUGCGAACAACAUCGAGACGGGCGUGACAAUCGACCUGUCGCUCAUGAACAGCACGAUCUACGACAAGGAGGCGAAGGUUGUGUCUAUGUUGCCUGGCUCGCGAUGGGAGGCUGUCUACAAGACGCUGGAGGAGUAUGAUGUUGUUGUUCCCGGUGGCAGGACUGGACCUGUUGGUGUGGGCGGUUUCUUGCUUGGAGGCGGAAACUCCUUCCACGCCGCCCGCGUCGGCCUGGCCUGCGACAACAUCGUCAACUACGAAGUCGUGCUGGCCAGCGGGCGCAUCGUCAACGCCAACAACGCCACAAACGUCGAGCUCUUCAAGGCCCUCAAGGGCGGCUCCAACAACUUCGGCAUCGUAACCAAGUACGACCUCAAGGCGAUCGACAACGCCCACCUCUGGGGCGGCAUCAACGUCUUCGACAACUCCACCACCACCCAGCAGAUCGACGCGCUGGUCAACUUCAUCGACAACAUCGAGAACGACCCGUACGCUUCGUGGAUCGGCCUGUGGCAGUACAACUCGACCACGGGCAAAACCCUCAUCAGCAGUCCGUGGGACUACACGAAGCCCGUCGCGCACCCAGCAGCGUUCGACGAGUUCGCGGAAAUCCCACGCAUUUCAACAACCAACCGCUUUGCGACGCUGUACAAUCUUACCAGUGAACUGCAGCAGGCUGCUGGAUACCGCGACGUCUUCCUAACAAGCACAUACCUCAACAGCGCGCUAGUCCUCCACAAAACCAUCGAAAUCCUCAACCAGAAAAUCUCCGCCGCGAUCCCCCUCGCCCGCGGCAAAGACUGGUCCAUCAUGGUCAUCAUCCAGCCCUGGCCAAAGAUCUACUGGCAGCGGAACCAGAACAACGGGGUUGGGAACGUGCUAGGCCUGGACCGGUUCGACGAGAACAUGCUGCAGGUCCUGUACGACUACUCCUGGGACAACGCCGCAGACGAUGCCCUCUUCCAGCGCCUGUGCGAAGAAGCCAUGGCCGAGCUGGACGCGUACGCGCAGUCCAUCGGCAAGUACAACGAGUACAUCUACCUGAACUAUGCGGAUGUGACGCAGAACCCGCUGCGUGGGUACGGGGACGAGAACGUCGAGUUUAUCCGGCAGGUUGCGGCGCGGUAUGAUCCGGAGGCUGUGUUUCAGAGGCAGGUGCCGGGUGGGUUUAAGGUUAGCGAGGCGUGA